AUGAUUCCAUAUCGGGUACUUGUUUUGACAGAAGAUGGGACUGAAUUAUUUGAUUAUAACUAUGGAGAGAUUGAGAAUGGUUGCUUGGUGCCAAUACUUCAAACAAUAGAACAAAUAGACGCGUCUUCAAAAAAAGAACCUAAAACCAUUAUGUGUAUGGACAUGGGAGACUAUAAUAUUAGCAUUUCAACAUGUAAAUCCUUAUAUUUUGCAUCAGUUAUCAAUGAAUCAGAAAAUCGAGAUCAUAAAUCUCUAAACACUCUGUUUUCUAUCUUUAUUGGACACGGGUAUAGCAGAUAUGUUGCAUCUCAUCGUAAGUCUCGUGAUCCAAGGCAAUUUUUCGAUUUUGAAGAUUCUACAUUUCUUAAAUUUGAGAAAGAACUCCAAAUGUUUUUAAAUCCUGAUAUCACAAAUUACGUUGCAUUCUUUAUUAAUGGAAAUCUGGAGUAUGAUUACGGAAAGUUUCCAGAUAAUUUUAAAAAUUUUGAUGACCAAGUCGAAGUUCAAGCUAUAAUGGGUGAUUUAUCUGAAAUAUGUCGUACAGAAGAGUUUGCAGCCUACCAAAAUCGUUCAGAAGUUGUAGUUUUACCGUUUUUCAAGCAUUUACAAAUCGGAUUUCUGAAUAAUAAGCCUUUAGAUGAGAAUGAUAUAUUUGUUACUGAAAAGCAAACGCAAAUUAUUAUAGCCAAAUAUACAAUUCCAUCUAUUUUCAUUAAGAAGGAUCCAAAUGAGGAUGAGGAAGAAGAAGAAAAUGCCGAAGAAGCUGAUAAUUAA
Trichomonas vaginalis G3 is the source of this 774-nucleotide messenger RNA. RefSeq lists its product as uncharacterized. The coding region runs from base 1 to 774 and encodes 257 amino acids. The transcript has a single exon. The record is from RefSeq and is a predicted model, not a curated record. Lineage: Eukaryota; Parabasalia; Trichomonadida; Trichomonadidae.